GACUUGAAACUUGAGAGAGAGAGAGGGAGAGAGAGAGAGAGAAUAUGCUGAAACUCUCUUGGUUUACCUUAGCUUCAUUGUUUUUGUUGGCAGCAUUAUCAGAAGCCAACAACUCCAAGCCUGGUCGCCAAAAAGAAUGUGAGAAUCUCACAGCUCCCUACCAAUUUGAGAUUGGGAAAGGAGGAUCAUGUUCCAUGGACGAGUAAUACAAUAAACUGCAGCAGUUUCUAUAUCCCACUAAAAUCAUUCUCGGGAAAAAGUAAUAUUAUUGAGGUGGGACAACUUUCUCCAUCCCAGGUACGCGUAAAUAACUCAGUUGCUUAUAGCUGCAACACCAUUAAAAUGGGAGCAAUAUUAAUGUUGUUGUACUCUAGUUCUACUGCUCAUCAUGUUGCUGCAGUGGACUUGAGUACUGGCAGCACACAAAACACAAUCGCUGAGACUGUGAACUUGACUGGCACCCGGCACGCAAUCUCCGACUCUGCAAACAAGUUCACAGUCAUACACAAGGGAUGUGACAAGGUAUGCAACAUGAUGAACACUUCGACUCAUCAUAGAUGGUCUUCUGGUGGUAGUGGCUGUUGCAAUUCUUCCACUCCCAAAGCCAUUAAUAAGUCUCUUGUGUCUGAGGCAGAGACACAGAGUAUGGGAAACAUUAGUUUCUGGCUUAUCAUGAGUAGCCGCAGCAAACGAACCAGGUCCAGGCUCAUCUUUCCUAUUUUGAUGGUAGGAGACAUGAACAGCACACAACAAGACGCGCUCAUCAUGUUUCCAUCAUUCUAUUCCUACAACAGAAUUGUCUCUGGUUCUCCUAAACUAUAUCCAACUACUCCCAGAAUCCACACACGUACAAAACUGGAAUACCACAUAAAAAUUGGCAAAGGUUCUUCGGACACACAUCUAUUGGACACAUUCCAGACUAUGACUCGGAAAUAUAAUUACCACAGGAAAAGCAGACGUCUUCGAGGUUACAUCCCACAACAUAUCAAAGUCUUUCCAGGCCCGGCAAAGCUCACUCUAGGUCUCGGCUUUUGUUUCUCAUGUCUUUCAUUUGUGAUAUCUGGAAUUUAUUUCAGUGUGAAGAAGCAUAAGUUUAUUAAGCUAAAAUCCAAAUUCUUCCAGAGAAACAGAGGGUUAUUGUUAGAGCAGCAAAUUGCUUUACGUGGAGGCACAACAAUUUUAACAGCCGAGGAGCUAGAUAUGACUGCUGACUGUUAUAAGAAAACUCACAUUUUUGUUUCAGGAGGCAGUGGAACUGGAACGUCUCAAAAAGGACUUUCGCCAGAAAAAGUAGUGGCAGAGGGCCAAAUUGAGCAUUUUAUAAGUGAAAUUCUCACUCUUACUAAAGUAAACCAUCAAAACUUGGUCAAGUUCUUGGGCUGCUGCUUAGAGACUGAAGCUCCAGUAUUGGUCUAUGAACUUGCCUGCAACGGGACCCUGUUUGACUACAUUCAUCAUACCAAUGAGAAAAGUUCAUUGCCUUGGGAUAUCCUUUUGAAGAUAGUCACAGAAUCUGCAGUUGCUCUUGCUUAUCUUCAUUCUGCAACAGACUCAUCAAAACAAAUGAUCAUUCAUGGAAAUGUCAAGUCUUCCAACAUACUUUUAACUGAUUGUUUCAUGGCCAAAAUCUCCGGUUUUGGACCUUCAAGGUUGGUCCCUAGUACUGAAUCCCAGAUAAGCACAUUAGUUCACGGGAAACUUGGUUAUCUAGAUCCGGAGUAUCUCCAUACAGGCCAGCUGACAGACAAGAGCGACGUUUAUAGCUUUGGAGUCGUUUUGUUAGAACUUUUAACUGGGGAGAUGCCCGUAUCCUUUGAUAGACCAGAAAAUCAAAGAGUUAUAACGUCCUACUUCCUUUUGUCUGCAGAACAAUGUGGCCUCUUUCAGAUUGUUGCGCCACAACUUGUAAAUGAGGGAAGCAGAGAACAAGUCAGAGCAGUUGCGGACCUUGCUAAGAGCUGCCUCAAGUUGAGUAGAGCAGAAAGGCCAACAAUGGAACAAGUGGCCAGGGAGCUACAUAGGCUGUCCAACACGUAUCCUAGGGUUAAAGUUGACAGCCAUGACACUUAAAGUGAAAGGUUUUCUAGAGCUGUACCCAGUGAGGUUCCAAACGGUGCGUAAAAGUCAGAAUCGUUGCAUGCCGGGAGCCUGAUGAUCUUGUGAGAGGGUUCUUUGUUGGCAUGUUAGGCAAAUGCAGAACAGAGACAAAAAGGGCAAUAGAAAGGAUGUGUGAUAGCUACUUUUGAGUUUUUCCCCUUAUUUUCUUCCUUUGUUGUACAUGGUUUGCUUCUCAAAUUAGGUCUUGUUUUUAAUUAUCCAUUAGCUUACGUGGUUGGGAGCUUUCUUUCGGACAAAGUAUCCUGAUAGUACUCAUAGGGACCAGUAUUUGAAAAUAUUUGAUUUUUCAGACAGUUGCAGGUCUAGCUAAUAAAUAACACUCUCACUUCUUUGGAACAAAUCAUAUAAGGCCAGGUAAAUUUUUAUGACUACAUGUUGCCUUUAUUUAUUCCCAUUAAUAUUUCGGCCAGCGCAAGCUCUAUAGCAGUAAUUAGCAUUGCUAGACCCUUUCAAUUUUCACUAUGAAGUUGAACCAUACCAAGAGCUAAGGCAAUCUCCACUCAGCAGCCACAAUCAAGGUUGGAAGAGGCAGGAUCAAAAGAAACAGAGCAAAGCCUACUUCUCUCAGUGGUGAAUGGUGAUGACAGACUUAAGAACCAUGAGAGGAGGCUUGUUAGAGUUGAAACGUUCCAGUUCUUGGUAGUGGAGGAACGUUUCUGUCACUAAUAGCAGUACCUGGAAAAGCGAAGCUUCUUGACAAUAGUAGACAGAGGAUCUCGCUCCCUUCCAUUGUUAAGAAGCCCAUACAAUAAAAUUUGGCCAAGGUUGCCUCAACCAGCGAAUGCCAGACUUACCCAAAAGUCUAGCCCGAAUAGAACGAUCAAAGAAAAGGUGACUGAGAUUCAUAAAUUAUAUUGCCAGGACACAAACAUGACUAGCAGAGGGACACUUCCUUUCAAUUUAUUAUAACUGCCAUGCUCCAUAAACCCAAUGUGAUGCAACUUGACGACAGCCAUGGGAAAAGUGAAAGGUUAUCUUGAGUUGUGAGGCUGAUGGUCUUGUGGGAUGAUUCUUUGUUCGCAUGUGAGGCAAAUGCAACGAAACAGAGACAAACAGGCAAGGGAAAGGAUGCGUGGUACCUACCUUGAGAUAUUUCUCCCAGUUUUGUUCUUCCUAAUGUGAUGCUGCACCCGAGUCGAAAUGCAUGAAUUCUUAUUCCAUCGACAGCAUACCAUUUCCACCUUGUUGGUCAUGCACGUUUAACCAAUCUAUCAGAGUGCAAUACUUCCUCGCUCUUCUGCUUCCAACAUGUAUUCCAUCCUUUAAGUGCAAGGAUCUCUGCCCCGAUUGCACCAACAAUAUCAUCAUUGUCCACCACCUUCCCACCAAUGCAGAUUGGCAUCACCCGACGCCAUUUGAUUUCCACAUCAAUAGUUGUACAUCCCAAUAAACCCAUUUCCAUAUUUCGAUUUCUCCUACAACUUUAUGAUAUCCAUUUGAAUGCAAAACACUCAAAUGUUAAUCCAAGUGUUCAAAUGGGCAUCAUGAAGGUGUGGGAGAAAUCGAAAUUUGGGAAUGGGGUCGAUUGAUGUCUAUUUGCACGAAUGGCAAUGUGGUGGACAAUCAUGAUAUCGUUUCAGCGAGAAAGAAAGGAAGGAAAUGGGCGGAGGUCCUUGCAGUGAAGCAUGGAAUACAAUCUGGUAGAUUGGUUAAACAUGUAAGCAAGGAAGGAAAUGGUAUGUUGUCGAGCGGGAAUGAUGGCAUCUAAGAUACAACUCAUGAACGUAUCUCCACAUAUAAGAUGCAUGGACUAAUGAUAAUGAGGUGAUAGUCCUAGACUCCUAGUUGUACCCGUUAAAAUGCUAAUUGCAUGAAGUUAUUUUCUAUGUUCACUUGAAAAUGUAAUUGAGUGAAGGUUAA
Molecule: messenger RNA, 3978 nt
Organism: Prunus persica (peach)
Lineage: Eukaryota; Viridiplantae; Streptophyta; Magnoliopsida; Rosales; Rosaceae
Product: wall-associated receptor kinase-like 22
Exons: 2
Coding region: 343-2070 (575 amino acids)
Biological process (GO): cell surface receptor signaling pathway; protein phosphorylation
Cellular component (GO): plasma membrane
Molecular function (GO): ATP binding; protein serine/threonine kinase activity; protein tyrosine kinase activity
Source: RefSeq, a predicted model, not a curated record